Molecule: messenger RNA, 6821 nt
Organism: Amoebophrya sp. A120
Lineage: Eukaryota; Dinophyceae; Syndiniales; Amoebophryaceae
Source: the annotation of a GenBank genome assembly
CUCGUCGUUCCUUCCAGUUUUUUUUUUCGAUCGAAGGAUAGGGGAAGAUAGUUGUCGCUCUGUGUACAUAUAUAUUGACAUUGAAGGGGGUGGGUAAAGCUCAAGAACGACGUAAUCGUAAAAUCAAAGGUGUUGUACUACCAGUGCUAACAGUUUUGAUUUGACUGGUAAAAUCAUAUCAUCAUCAAGCGCACCCUAAUUUAUUGUGCUGCUCAUAAUUGUGCCGUUGCACAAGAAAGGACAGCAAUAGCAAGAAUAGCUCGUUUCCAAGAGCUCGCAUCUUUGGUCGACUGAAAGAAAAAAUCGGCAGGAUCAGACUAUGCUGCCGGUGACUCCCGGCCUCUCGCCCGAGGGCAGCGCGUCCAAGGCCGGCGUGAGCAGCUUCGACAACGUGCUGCCGGACUAUGGAAAUCCCGCGGGCUUGUGUCUGCCAAGUCAACUGGUGUCCGAGUCGCAGGAGGAGGACCCGACCGUGCCGAACCUGCCUCUGCAUCCGGAGGAAGCGGAGAAGCAUCAGACGGAGGUGAUCUCGAAGACGCUGGACAAGCUGACCCGGAAGUUUUUGCACAAGGUGUUUCCCCCCGGGUGCGAAGUGAACAACCGCGACAGUCUGUACGGGGGCCGCGCCGGUUGCGCGUUCCUCCUCGUGAAGAACAAGAGCUACUUCCUCGGGCACGAGUACUUCAUGCACGAACUGGUUGACCAGUUGCACUACCGCCACUUGGACCAGGCUAUCUCGGAUUUUCUCACACCCAGCAUCACCUGGGGACAAGACCGAAGAGAAAAGUCGUCCCUGUGGACAGGUAAAGGAGUUUUGGUAUUGUAUAUGUCAGUUGGAAAACGAGUUUGGCAUGCGCAUGAUUGAAGAAAGUAUUCACGACUCUAGAAGUACACUAAACUGGCACGAGAGGCUAGGUGCCGCGCAGUGAAAUAAACAUACUUGCUUGCAUGCAUCAUUUGGGAAAAUCUUGUGUGAUACCAUCUAAAAAGCACAACAGGCUCUAUGGGUCUGCGCUUUGCGCGCAUGUACCACAGGUGGCUGACUGGUAUGGAAACAAAGUCCUGAGUCAGAAAAGAGUCGGUCAUCUGCGCACAAACGACGCAAUUGUCAUUUCCGUCGGUUUAUUUCUUUUUUGCAUAACCGGAACAUGAGUUUCCAAUUGUACGUAGAUCAGCAAGAAAAAAAGUAGAUCUUUCUGUACACGCUGGUGGACGUUCAGCUCUGAAAAUAUUCUUCAGCUUGUGUGGUAUUGUUGGAUCGUGAGCUCUAGAGACUGGUAUCAUGAUGAUAGAUCUGUCCGAAACAACUUGAGACUUUGCGGGCAUAGGAAAGCUGGAUACCGCAUACAUUACUGGCACGGUGCAGGAUGAGGUGGAGUUGAACCUUAUCCUGAGUAAAAACAUUCGUACCCCAGAGUCACGAUGGGGAUUUUGCAACACAAACGUAGAACGUUUGGGGGUCACGCAUCACACGUUGCAGUCCGUAGUGUAGUGCAGGUUAACAAUGCCAGCCGCAUCAGAAACCCAUCUGCUCAUCCUGUUUACAGCAUUACAAAUGCCUAAACACGACUAGAAAUGCCUCUCGUGGCGAUGCGCAUUACAGAUGUUCCUGUCGUCGCAAAUCUGCAUGACAACUCUGGGGUGGGGACGUUUUGACAAAUGAUAAACCUGCUCGAAGAAAACGUGAACUGGAUGGAAUACCGCGCAGGCGAAGGCGAUAUCAAAUGCAAAAAUGUCUGGGUCUGGAAGAACCCGAACUUGUGAUGCUGCACUUGGAUUCCACAAAAAUCUGUAUUGUGUGAGCAGCAAAGGGAGCGUGAUUUUUGCUACGCGGAGAGGGCAUUUGUCAUGCGGAAUAGGCAUCAAGAAGCCCUCAAAAAAUCUGUGAUGCUAGGGCAUGCAUCACAGACAUCACGGCUCAUGCAAAACGUGCAUGACAAGUCUCAAAACCUUCCAGACCCAGACAUUUUUGCAUUUGAUAGGCGAGGGUUUUUUGUGCGGACGCGCCGGCUACCUGCGGGCCCUGCUCUGGUUGCUCUCCGCUUGCAGGUUCUUCGGUGCUUUCGCCUUUCAAGAGUCAUGAUGUAGCACUAAGUUGUGUUUGACGCAGUAUUUUUAGAGUUUUUUCCAAAUAAGACAACAUUUGCGCAGUUACCACAAUGUAUCAAACCUUAGGUACGACAAGACCGAGAAGAGACUGUUGGAGAUGAUCCGCGUAAACGCCGAACAGAUGGUGGAGUCGCUGGGCAAGUUUGCAAGGGAGCACCCGUAUCGCAAUGAAAAUCGCAGCUCUUGAUAUUAUAUGUCCGCGUGUUCUUGCUGUGCAUGUGCAAAUGUUGUUUUUAUGCCAGAAGAAGCUUGUACUAAAUUGUUUUUAUGCCAGAUCUACUUUGUUUUUGGUUUUUGUACUCUGUCAUCUUUUUUCUUAUCGGAGAACGUCAGUUACCGCAAGAAGACACGCCCGGGAGCGAGCGUUUUCAUUCCCACAAUCGGUACGAGACCACCACGAUUCCGUCCUCGUCUGUGUUUGUCUCGUUGCCUCUUCGGUGCCGGCAAAUGACCCCAGAGUCGCUUAGGAACACGUUGCUGAUCAACGAAGGUGACGUGGGCGGCUCAAUGGGCCUUAUCAAAAUGAAGAAAGCCUCAUUGCCAUAGGCGGAGCUUUCAUAUACUUACUGAAACGUCGCAUGAUCUUCAUGUUGGAGCGAGUGCAGGGAGAUUCUAACUGUCAAUAGGGUUGCACCAGUCUCCUAGCUCGAUGCUUGUCCUUUACUGUAGGCCAAGCGCCAAUGAGGAAUGGAACUUGUGUUCACCAGUCGAGCAUGUGGGUGCACCAUUCGAUAUCAUUUUGAGUGUGGUACUGCAACGGGGGCUUUCUUCCUCUUGACAGGCUUGAUGGGCAUUUACCACGUACUGCUGCUGAUCUUGCGGGAAUGGAACAAGCGCGACCUCGAGGUUUUGGAGUGGCAGUCGGAGUUACUGGAUUCCUUGCUGUUCCUGGAAACGAAGGAGAAUCUAUCCCGCGGAACAGAGUUUACAACGAUAGUUCCUUUUUCCGCAGUGGCCAGCUAUUCGUGGAGGUGAAAGACGUUGCUUAGAAGUACAGAGUUCAAGAAUUUCAUUGAUUCAGUGUGGCAUGUUUGCAUGAAACUGAACUCAGAGCUGCAGAAUUGAAAUGAGUGCGAAUUACAUGCUGCAGGUAAAAAUAUUUUGCAUCUACUGUAUGUCCUGCAUUUUGAUUUGGAAUGGAAUGCCUUUGGUCAUCCUGGUCGUAACUUAGUUUGCGAAAAAAGAAAAACGGUAUUUGUCCCCGGGGAUAACACAUCUGGAAUGGCUACCCGAAGGAUCUGGAAGAACCAUGGAGCGGGGGCCGCUUCACGGAGAACACCUUUCACAACGGAGCGACGUCAGCGGUGUGGCUCUUCUCCCUGGCGCACGAGGUACUUCCUGCUGUUUUUGAUUUGCAUACGGUUUUUAAUACAGGUUAAUAUUAGCACUGCAGUAAUGAUCCAUCUGAAAAAACUAAAAAUUCGCAAUCAUAAAGCUUGAGUACGGAACCGCGAAACAGGUUUUUCAGCGGGACUCUUUCUUGAAAGCAGCGGAACGGGCGGCCGACCACACUUGGAAAGAGGCGAUGACAUUUGCCGAAGUGGAGCAGGAGGAGGUGCGCAAGGCUCCGGAGCUGAGCAUUGCCCUGGUGCAGUACGAUGCAAAUGGCCAGAAGGCGAAGUCCGCCGCCUUCAUGAACGGGGCCAGUCGUACAAUAUUACACAUUUUUGGCUGUUUUUUUUUUCGCUGGAUUUUUGCACAGAAGUUCGUUGUGGCGGGCAGCUUCUGUGAUUCUGCUGGCUUUCUAUACAUAGUUACUAAACAACAUGGUCUCAUCAAUCUUUAUGGACACAAAAGGUACGGCCUGUGAUUGUUUUCAAAUAAAAAAUCCUUGUCCAGACACGACGAUGCACGGCCACGGGCAUUCGUCCAGUUUCGAGCCGGCGCACCACCACAACACGACGCUGACACAAACCAGUUUCAAGGGCCACUCCACGUCGGUGAGCGGUAUGGGCGCCUACAACAACAGUUCCCCCACGCCGCCGCUGCCGCCCCGCGCGACGUCGCGACACCGGACCCAGCGGGAAAAGACCGCGCAAGCACAGCUGUCACUGGCGGGAAACAAGUCCUCGGGGCACACGACGCAGCAGUCGCUGAUAGACGACGACGGAGAGGCAUCAGAGUGCACAAUUCCCCCUCGUCCUCGUUUCUCAUCAUGCAAAGUCCCAAAUCCAAUUGCUACCUGUUGUCACUUCAUUUUGAUUUUACAUUGCAAUAUAAUGCAUGACAGAUUCCGGAAGCGCAAAUACAAAUAGAAAUAGUACAACACUAGCCGAAUCAUGAACCUGUCGUGCAAAGGAUCCACGUGUGCUAGUGCUUCGAUUGCUCUUCAUGCCAUAGAAGUGACCGGGACCGGGAGGGGGGGGUUGUGCACUCUCAUAGGAGGACCCUGGCAGCGAUGAAGAGGAGCGAAAGGACUUCCGUGUGUACGGCAUCGACGUUGCCGACCGAACGGCGCGGAGCAGUGGGCGACAGGCGCAGAUCAAGGGCUUCUUACUGCCGGCCAAGGAUCCCAGUGCCAGCCCAAAGAAGAGCGGGAACCCGUUUGGGAAGAACAAGCAGAGCGGUGAAGCAGAUGAGUCCGAGAUGCCCAUGAACGUCUCACACCCAGACAAGUAAGAAGACCUAUUACUAUCAAUUUUGUUUCCAGCACCGAAUCUGCACUUGAUCUUCAAGAGAAAUGCAAUGCAGAGGCUUUCAGAAUUUUUGAAUUGCGAUAGAGGUAUCAAUCCUCAAUGCGAACACUUCACGCGCAGCGCUUCGAGUGCGAAGAGCAAAAUCGAAAUCCAACAAUUUUCUGAUGACACAUUAUCAUCAAACAGACUGGGCAUUUUGCACGACAAGUAUUUCACCUCGACGCGGUCGGUGUACUCGGACACCAAGUCCUGGCUUUCGCACGAGCCGCUGGUUCUGUCCGCCAAGACCGGGCGGUCCAUCGCGACCCGGCCCUUCCUGAUCAAUCACGGCAAGAACGCCCUGGCCCGCAUCGCGAACGUGCGGAACUCGGCCACCUGGGACGGUGGGGUUUUCAAGCUGGGGGAGAAGGUGCAGCAGGACCAGCUGGUAUCAAAUGUAAAAAUGUCUGGGUCUGGAAGAAUGCGCGAUUUGUCAUGCAGUUUUUCCAUGACCCAUGGGGUCUGGAAUGCAGAACCUAGCAUGACAGAUUCUGUGCGAUCUCUCUCAUGCCUAUCCUGCAUGAGAAACUCCCUCCCGACUUGGUCAAAACUGGACGACUUUUGGUAAUCAUGCAACACAGAUUUUUGCAUGCUUCAGAUUUAGCAUGACAAGUUCGUUGCAUUCUUCCAGACCCAGACAUUUUUACAUUUGAUAGCUGGUGGAAUUCAGCAAGAAGAACCGAGUGCUCGAUACGCGCCUCUUCAACGGGUGCGCGGGCUAUCAAAUGCAAAAAUGUCUGGGUCUGGAAGAAUGCAAGAUUUGUCAUGCAUAUUUCUCAUGACCCAUGAUGUCUGUGAUGCAAGCCGUAGCAUCACAGAUUUUUAGAGCGCUUUGUGAUACCUGUACCGCAUGAGAAAUGCCCUGUCCGCGUAGCACAAACUGCACCCCUCUUGGUCAUGCAAAACAAAUUUUUUUAGAGUCCAAAAACAGCAUGACAAGUUGCAAUCAUCCAGACCCAGACAUUUUUACAGCUGAUACGGGCAACGCGUACGCGAUGCUGCGGAUGGCCAAGGCGUGCGAGGACCCGGAGGAGUCGGCGAGGUGGAUGUUCCGCGCCCGGCAGCUCGCGCACCUGAUGUGCGACCAGAUGUAUCGAAGGGAAAAGAUGUUGUCGUCGUGGUCGUGCUCCAACCCGGGGAGGGCGAACUGUUUGUCUUGCAAACUUUGAUGCGGAUGGUGAUGGAACCUUUUGUAUUGCAAGCAGGGAACUCGAACUACGUGGCGUAUUUUGAUGUUUCACCAUAUCGAAGCCGAGGUUGUCGUUGUAUGUUUAUGUGGUUGACAAAUUCCACUUAUAGCCCGGCGCUGCGCAAGAGCACAGAUUCUCGUCGCUAAUUUAGGGCGGAAAUUCUUUGUGUCAUGGUCAGACAUAACUAGGCAAAUAAUGCGUAGUUUGUGCAUAUACAAACAUUUCGCCAUGCCGGGGUAACAGCGCUUUUCGUGCUGAUAAAGUGGACGCACACGUGGACACGUUGGGCGCCAUCGACUUCCAACUCGGGAACGGAUUUGGGGGGCUGAUCGCCUUCCUGAUUGACGUCCUGAACCCCUACUCGGUCGAGGCCAAGUUUCCGCUCUUCGAGUAGGCGAAGCGCACAAUUUGGAUGUUGCACUAGCUGAGGUUGUGAUGGAAAUGAUAGUAUACUCUUCCGUUCGUCAUCGUCAUGUUGAUGUCAGCAUUCGGUCCGAUCCUUUCAAACCUUACAUUUUUACGCAUCAGCAUCAAAUAGCUCUUGUUGCUUUCGUUUUGGAAUGAAAUGUUACUUAGUUACGAAGCAUAGCCAUGGUUUCCGGUCAACGCAUUUUUUUGUUUUUUCUCCAAGUUUUGUUCAUGGGAAAAUGUAUGAUACUAUUCAAAAUGUAUACUACUGCAUCGAAACGUUCUUGCGCUAGACAAAUGAGUUGCACAUUGGUAGAAAAAUAUCAGUUGAGUCAUAGGAUCAUCACUGCAGAGCAUGGUACUCACGUUUCACUGUACAUUAGUUGGCUAAGUAUUUUUUUCUGUCAUGCCCGGAAAGAAAGAGAAAGGAAAACUCUGC